Molecule: messenger RNA, 1419 nt
Organism: Aspergillus terreus NIH2624
Lineage: Eukaryota; Fungi; Ascomycota; Eurotiomycetes; Eurotiales; Aspergillaceae
Product: N amino acid transport system protein
Exons: 2
Coding region: 1-1419 (472 amino acids)
Biological process (GO): amino acid transmembrane transport
Cellular component (GO): vacuolar membrane
Molecular function (GO): amino acid transmembrane transporter activity
Source: RefSeq, a predicted model, not a curated record
AUGAGCGACCACAGCAGUAUCCUCCCAGAGACCCAUACCCAAGCAUCCGAGUUAUACAAUGCAGAAAGGAAACGCCGCGACUCGCACGCGGCAGACUCUGUCCACCAUGGCAAAGUCACCGACGUCGAAGAACAGCUUACCGCGACAGGGGAGGCAAAAUACCACCGUCUGGGCUGGAAACAGCUCACCCUCAUGCUGGUAGUCCAAGCCAUCGCGCUCGGCUCCCUCUCGAUCCCUUCCGCCUUUGCACCGCUGGGCAUGGUCGUCGGCGUCGUGUGCGUGGUCGGCAUCGGCCUGAUGGCCAUCUACACAUCCUACAUCAUCGGCCAGGUGAAGCUGGCCUUCCCGUCUGUGCAGCAUUACGGCGACGCCGGCACGUUGCUGAUGGGCCGGUUCGGGUACGAGCUGCUCUCCGCCGUCUUCAUCAUCCAGCUCGUCUUCGUCGUAGGCUCGCACUGUCUGACGGGGACCAUCGCCUUGCGCAUGAUCACCGAAAGCACCCUCUGCUCCGUGGUGUUCGGCGUCGUCGCUGCCGUCGUCCUCUUCCUGUUCGCCAUCCCGUCGUCCUUCGCCGACGUCACCAUCCUCGGAUACAUCGACUUCGCCUCCAUCGUCUCCGCUAUCGGCAUCACGAUCGUCGCAACGGGCGUCCAGGCCGCCAACCAGCCCGGCGGCCUGGCCGCCGUACCCUGGACAGCGCUCCGUUCGCCGCACGUCACCUUCACGGACGUCUACAUCGCCCUGGGCAACAUCAUCUUCGCGUACUCGUUCGCCGCGUGCCAGUUCUCCUUCAUGAGCGAGAUGCACACGCCCGCGGACUUCCCCAAGGCCAUCCUCACGCUCGGCGUCCUGGAGAUCUGCAUCUACACCGUCACCGGGGCGACCAUCUACGCCUUCGUCGGGCCGGACGUGCAGUCGCCCGCGCUGCUCUCCGCUGGCAGCACCAUCAGCCGGGUUGCGUUCGGCGUGGCGCUGCCCGUCAUCUUCAUCUCGGGAUCCAUCAACACGAUCGUCUCCGGGCGCAUGGUGCACCAUAGGCUGUACGCGGACAGCGUGACGCGGUAUAUCAACACGCGCAAGGGCUGGGCGACUUGGCUGGCGGUCGUUGCGGCCAUCACGAGCGUCGCGUGGGUGAUUGCCGAGGCGAUUCCGUUCUUCGAUGACCUGUUGUCUAUUGCGUCGUCGCUGUUCACGUCUGGGUUCUCGUUCUAUCUGCCGCCUGUUAUGUGGUUUGUGCUUCUGCGGAGGGGGAAGUGGUAUGCGCGGAGGAAUUUGGGGUUGGCCCUGCUGAACGGGCUGGUGUGUCUGUUUGGUCUGGCUGUGCUGGUCUGCGGGCUGUACUCGAGCAUUGAGGAUAUACGAUACCGCUACCGCGCUGGGAAAGUUAGGAGUCCGUUUAGCUGUGCUGCGGUCUCAUAG